This is a messenger RNA of Aspergillus lentulus, 660 nucleotides long. RefSeq lists its product as uncharacterized. Lineage: Eukaryota; Fungi; Ascomycota; Eurotiomycetes; Eurotiales; Aspergillaceae. The record is from RefSeq and is a predicted model, not a curated record.
AUGGUUCUCGGAAUCGUCAACAUUAUCAUGAUGUCAACCAUGAUCCCAACCAUGAUACCAGGCAUAGUGGGGCUUACGGAGGAUGACAAGCACAAUCGAAGAGAUGACCACGACCUGAAACGCGAGGAUGAGAAACGCAGGCAGGCAGAUGAUCGGACACAGCCGGCCAAUCUGCAAGUCGUAACGAAGUUCCCGGAUGGCUCAAUAACGGAACGACUCCAGCUUGAGGGUGCCAAAGUUUAUGUGGAUCCAAAUAGGAAAUUGUAUAUUACAAAACAUCCAAGCCCAGAGAUGGUUCUAUUCAAGGGUGGGUUCUACCCACACCCUGCGUUUGGGCGAGGGAAUACAUCAGGAUUCGUCUGCGUCGGUGCUGAAUGCCCACCCAGUCUGCGAUGGGUAUAUUGCGAUGCAGCGACCUCUGAGAUGCGGUACGGCAGCCGGGAAGAUAGCGAGGGUCAGAUAUGCGGGCCUUGGGAUGCUGCACAAGAUGAACAGGAAUACGUGACACUACGAGACAACCAGUGGCUGGCUGUGCAGUUGCCCAAUAGUGAAGCACACCAAGCAUGGCAACUCUACUACAAUGGCAAAGACAGCAGUGCAACCUUGCCAGCUGGAGCAAGAUUUAUGGAAGUCCAACUGAAACGGCUUCCAGUGACAUAG